ACAAUGAUGUUUUCCAUAAUUAAAGAAAGUGCCUCUAGCAUUAGACCUAUGUAUCUCUUGACACAAAUGUUUGUAAAAUUAAUACCAAAUUAUCAGCUACUUGUAUGUGAACCCUUUACAAAGCUCCUUUGGGGGAGCAUCCAUCGGUUCCACCGAUUUCCUUGGAUUUCUUUUCAGUUUAUACCCUCUUAUUGCCUCUGACAUUGUAUUUGAUGAACCUUUUGGAUAUGAUUUCUAACUAUAACUUUAUCCAAUUUAGAGCUGAAAUUUGUAACUUGAGGAAGGAAAAGAAAUCCAAUCAGCCACUGUAGUGAUUAAAGAAUUUUGGUAAAUGAUGUUUGUUAUGUGAUAAGGUACAGGUUUUAUAAAGAAAAAUCUUCUUUAUAGACACGAGGCCACAAUAUAGCGUCUUUAGACCCCCUGGGAAUACUUGACGCUGAUUUGGACUCUGCUAUACCAUCAGAACUUGUUCUUGGGAGCUACUCACUAGAUGAGACAGAUCUGAAUCGAGUAUUCAGACUACCAGAGACCACUUACAUUGGCGGCUCAGAACAGUCAUUGCCUUUAAAAGAAAUUAUCAAUAGGUUGAAGACAAUAUACUGCAACCAUAUUGGUGUAGAGUUUAUGUUUAUCAACAACAGAGAGCAGACUGACUGGAUUAAACAGAAGUUUGAGACACCAGGGGUACUGGAGUUCAAUGAUGAGGAGAAACGCCUCACACUUGCUCGGGUCAUUAGAUCUCAGAGGUUUGAAGAAUUUCUUGCAAGAAAAUGGUCAUCAGAGAAAAGAUUUGGCCUGGAAGGCUGCGAGGUGCUCAUUCCAUCAAUGAAAACAGUGAUAGACAGCUCCAGUGCACUGGGUGUGGAAAGCUUUGUAAUAGGCAUGCCACAUAGGGGUAGACUGAAUGUGUUGGCCAAUGUAUGUCGCAAACCACUAGAGAAGAUUUUCUGUCAGUUUGAUUCAAAAUUGAAGGCGGAAGAUGAGGGAUCUGGUGAUGUGAAGUACCAUCUAGGUAUGUCAGUAGAGAGGCUGAAUCGUGUAACAAAUAAACAGAUCAAGAUUGCCGUGGUAGCCAAUCCUUCUCAUCUUGAAGCAGUAAACCCAGUGGUGCAGGGUAAAACACGAGCUGAACAGUUCUACAGGGGUGACACAGAUGGUAAAAAGGUGAUGAGCAUAUUACUACACGGAGAUGCAGCAUUCUCAGGACAGGGAGUGGUGUAUGAGACGAUGCACUUGAGUGACCUCCCAGCCUAUACCACACAUGGUACAGUGCACAUUGUUGCCAAUAACCAGAUUGGCUUCACAACAGAUCCUAGGUCUUCCAGGUCUUCUCCAUACUGUACAGAUGUAGCAAGGGUGGUAAAUGCUCCAAUCUUCCAUGUGAAUGCCGAUGACCCUCUAGCUGUCUCGUAUGUGUCAAAGGUCGCUGCAGAAUGGAGAGCCACUUUCGGAAAAGAUGUUGUCAUUGAUUUGGUCUCGUACAGAAGAAAUGGUCACAAUGAGAUAGAUGAGCCAAUGUUUACACAGCCACUUAUGUACAAGCAGAUUGCUAAAACCCCAACUGUGUUAGCUCAGUUCUCUGAGAAGUUGAUGGCAAGUGGCACAGUUACUCAACAAGAAUAUGAGGAAGAGGUGAACAAGUAUGACAAGAUCUGUGAGGAAGCAUACAUGCUGGCAAAGAAGGAAAUCUCUGUCUCAAAUAAGGACUGGCUGGACUCACCUUGGGAAGGUUUCUUUGACAACCGUGAAGCUAUGGUGCUACCUAAGACUGGAGUCAAAGAGGAGAUACUGAAUCAUGUGGGAACUGUAUUCAGCUCUCCGCCACCUGGGGACUUCGUUAUACAUGGAGGUUUGAAGAGAAUCUUAAAGAGUCACAUGCAGAUGAUUAAUGAGAGAACUGCAGAUUGGGCUCUUGGUGAGGCCCUUGCUUUUGGUUCAUUGUUAAAAGAGGGCAUACAUGUACGUCUUAGUGGACAGGAUGUAGAGAGAGGCACUUUCAGCCAUCGUCACCAUGUGUUACAUAAUCAAGUUGUAGACAAGGACACACACGUGUGCUUGAAUCACUUGUACAAAGGCCAGGCACCCUAUACAGUAGUGAACAGCUCCCUGUCCGAAUAUGGUGUGUUAGGAUUUGAGUUAGGGUAUGCAUUGACCAACCCCAAUUCUCUGAUUCUGUGGGAGGCACAGUUUGGAGACUUUGCUAACACAGCACAAUGUGUUAUAGACCAGUUUAUCAGUAGUGGACAAGCCAAGUGGGUCCGGCAGAAUGGAAUUGUUCUUCUUCUUCCCCAUGGUUACGAGGGAAUGGGUCCAGAGCAUUCGAGUGCACGACUGGAACGGUUCUUGCAAAUGAGUAAUGAUGACCCUGACCAUUUUCCGAUGCUGUCAGAUUGCAAAAAGAAAUAUGACAAUACUGGAAGUAACAAGAAAGAGAGUGAGGACUUUGAGAUUCAGCAGCUGCAUGAGAUCAACUGGUUUGUAGGAAAUCUGACAACUCCCGCCAACUACUUCCAUGCUCUACGUAGACAGAUUGCCUUACCAUUCAGAAAACCACUUGUCCUGGUGACACCAAAGAGUUUGUUACGUUUGCCGGAGGCUAGAUCAAACUUUGAUGAGAUGGUUGAAGGAACAGGUUUUGUCCGGUUGUACCCAGAGACAGGCAUGCCCUCUGAGAACCCCGCUGCAGUAAAGAAGUUGAUCUUCUGUUCCGGAAAGGUGUACUAUGAGCUAGUAAAGGAGAGAGAAAAGUUGGACCUUGUUGACAAAAUUGCUAUUGCCAGAAUUGAACAGAUUUCUCCAUUUCCAUUUGACCUUGUCAAGGCUGAGAUAUUGAAGUACCCGAAGGCAAGACUAGCCUGGGUACAGGAAGAACACAAGAAUAUGGGAGCUUGGUUCUAUGUAGAACCUCGUAUGCGUACAGUGUUGAAGAAAAUAGCAUCAACUGAUAUGGCUAUGGAAAAAAUGGCAAACAAGAAAAUAGAAUAUAUUGGCCGCUACCCAUCAGCCGCUACUGCUACAGGAAACAAGAGCAAGCACUUGUGGGAGUUUGCCGAAUUCAUGAAGCAUGCCAUGCAGAUGAACUAGAUUGAAAAAAAAAAACAGACUAGAUUUUAACUGAAAGAAGGAAAUGGAAUCCCUUUAGAUUCAAUAUAUGUACAUUUUCGUAGACUGAAUGGAUUCACUUAGUUCAAUUUGAUAUCAUCUAAAGCAGAAAGUUUCAGUUGUACAUAAUAUGGACACAAGAAACAGUUUUCACUGAAAAACAGGAAAGUUUUAGCAAUUUCGUUAGCUUUCCUAUAGAGCAAAUUCUUUGAUAUGGAUUGAUUUUAAUGUUUUUUAGACUUACUACUAAGGGAUUUCUUUGCUCAUCAAAAUGAAUACACAUCCGAGUGAUAAUAAUAAGUAUUGUGACUUCAGGAAGGAAAUAAUUGUGUCAAUUAUUUAGUCUUAUUGAUAUUUUUAUUGCCUCGUUAACAGUGUUUAUUGUUGCUUUGUUGAAAUGGCACUGUCAUCCAAUCUUCUUCUCAUUUAUAAAAUCUGUACAUGAAUUUGUUGUGUAACAUAUGGCCAUGUAACAUUAAUGUAUUGUCCCAGUUGUAACCGUUAUAUGUGAUCAGAAUGAUAAAACCGGUUUCAUAAGAAAAAAAGACCUCCAAGGGGCUUUUGCCUGUGUUAUUGUUAAAGAUAGUGUGAGUAGUUACUAGAAAGUGAUCAGGGAUUUAUUGUGUGAGUGAGUAUCUGUGAACUUUCUACUGUUUAGAAUGCUUCCUUCAAGUUAUUUAAAGUUUCUGCUUAAACUGCUUGUAUGUUCUGUUCUGUAAGUUAUUUUUGCAUAAUCUGGAGAUUUAGAGGUUAGGGUGUAAAAAAAUAGAUAAUAUUGAGCCGCGCCAUGAGAAAACCAACAUAGUGGGUAUGCGACCAGCAAGGAUCCAGACCAGCCUGCGCAUCCGCGCAGUCUGGUCAUGAUCCAUGCUGUUCGCUUUCAAAGCCUAUUACAGUUAUAGAAACUGUUAGCGAACAGCAUGGAUCCAGACCAGACUGCGCGGAUGCGCAGGCUGGUCUGGAUCCAUGCUGGUCGCAAACCCACUAUGUUGGUUUUCUCAUGGCACGGCUCAUAUUUUAUUUUUAGAUACUAAAGGCAGUGCCUAAUUGUUGUUACUGGACACAAGGUGUUAGAUAUGAUACAGCAUUAUAGCAGAUACAUGUAGAGCUUAAAACAAGUAUUAAAUAUUUUAACUGUUUUAAAUAAGUGGUAUUAAAUUGUAGAAUAUAGUCACAUAAAUAUCUGAUAAAUAUCUAAAUGCAUUUAGUGGAGUCGGUUCUAGUAUUUAAUACUAGUGCUAUUUUUUUAAUUAUUAUUUCAAGUUAUAAAGAUCUGACAUUUGAUAUUUCACAAGAAUCUUUACAUUUUGGACUAAAUCAUGAAAAGCUUUUUGAAUGUUUUUGUAAAUAUAAAAACUGUUGAUAAAAUGUGUCAUUACUGUAUUUGACUUGUUUUGUACACAAUAUGUGUCUAGAUGGCUUAUAAGACAGAGCUAAUUAUUCAAAAUUUUAAAAUAACUUUCUAGUGGUUUUAUUGCUUAAAAUACAACUUAAUGCGAAUUGCAUAAAAAGUCCAUAUACUUAUACUGGAAACAGGUGCAUGUGUUUUCGUUGGCUGUUUUAGGGCGGCAUCUAAAGCAUUUUUGGUUGAAGACAUAUUUACUGUGAAAAUUUUAGUUAUUUAUGGUAUUUGAAUUAGAUUGCUAGAUUGUUUAAAUAGUGAUGGAGAAAUCUAUUCUAGACAUUAUUUUAGACAAGAUUGUCGAGUAAAGAUUUAUUUGUUUUGUAGAGUUCUGAGUACUAUCGGAUCAUUUACCUUUAUAAAUUUUGUACAAGUCAACACACUUUCGUCGCACAAAACUUUUUUCACAAACAGUCUGACAUCUAUCAUUUUAUUUAUUUCCAUAGAUUUUAAUACUGUUGCUGCACAGCUAUUUGUUUUAUUCUUUAUAGUGUAUUUGCUUUAUAUCACCUAGCCUUUAAAGAGUGCAUCACUUUCAAAUUUCUGAUUUGCGGUGAGACAAAUUAUGUUGAAUUUGCUUUGGAUAUUUCAUACAGGAUGUGCUUUGUGCCAAAACACUGUUACGGCUAACACACAUUGUUACAGAGAACUGGCAACAAUGAUAUUUAAAUUUGAACAAGCAAGAGGUGAAAAAUGAAGUGAUUAUAGAAUGUGUUCUUAAAGAGAAAGUUAGCUUGUUGUAUGUUGCAAGAGUUUAUUUAUUAUACUGGAGAGUUUGACUGUCUAGAUAUUAGCUUAUCCAGUACUGAAAAACAAACUUUUUAGAAUAUUAAAUUUGACUUGAUACGUUUCUGACAUGAUAUAUACUUUCAGAUGUACCAGUAAUUUAAAUCUGAAUUUCAUACAGACUCUUUGAUGUACAUACACUGAUUGCUAUUUAUUGCAAUUUUAGAUAAGAUAAUAAAAUUUCUUCCAUGUU
Mercenaria mercenaria is the source of this 5483-nucleotide messenger RNA. RefSeq names its product 2-oxoglutarate dehydrogenase-like, mitochondrial. The coding region runs from base 625 to 3084 and encodes 819 amino acids. Gene Ontology annotation, biological process: tricarboxylic acid cycle. The record is from RefSeq and is a predicted model, not a curated record. Gene Ontology annotation, cellular component: oxoglutarate dehydrogenase complex; mitochondrion. Gene Ontology annotation, molecular function: thiamine pyrophosphate binding; oxoglutarate dehydrogenase (succinyl-transferring) activity. NCBI's taxonomy places the organism in Eukaryota, Metazoa, Mollusca, Bivalvia, Venerida, Veneridae. The transcript is spliced from 19 exons.